This is a messenger RNA of Merops nubicus (carmine bee-eater), 1056 nucleotides long. RefSeq names its product cysteinyl leukotriene receptor 1 (gene CYSLTR1). The transcript has a single exon. Gene Ontology annotation, molecular function: leukotriene receptor activity. The record is from RefSeq and is a predicted model, not a curated record. Bases 1 to 1056 code for a protein of 351 amino acids. Gene Ontology annotation, biological process: G protein-coupled receptor signaling pathway. Lineage: Eukaryota; Metazoa; Chordata; Aves; Coraciiformes; Meropidae. Gene Ontology annotation, cellular component: plasma membrane.
AUGCCUCAUCCAGGCAACAUGACGGGGCUGUUCAACAACUUAUCCUGCCAGCACUCCAUCGACGACUUCCGAAACCGAGUCUACUCCACGCUCUACUCCAUGAUCAGCAUCGUGGGCUUCACCGGCAACGGCGUCGUGCUCUUCGUCCUCAUCAGGACCUACCGCCAGAAGACGGCCUUCCAGGUGUACAUGCUCAACCUGGCUGUGUCUGACUUCCUCUGCGUGUGCACCCUCCCCCUGAGGGUCAUCUACUACGUCCACAAAGGGAACUGGUUCUUCAGCGACUUCCUCUGCAGGAUCAGUUCGUACGCGCUCUACGUCAACCUCUACUGCAGCAUCUUCUUCAUGACCGCCAUGAGCUUCUUCCGUUGCAUAGCCAUCGUGUUUCCAGUCCAGAACAUCCACUUGGUGACGGAGAAGAAGGCUAAGUUGGUCUGCGUUGGCAUCUGGAUUUUUGUCUGCCUGACGAGCGCUCCCUUCCUGCGCAACGGCACCUACCAACACGACAACAAGACCAAGUGCUUCGAACCCCCCGACGACUCCCAGAAGAAAAACGUGGUCGUCAUCCUGGAUUUUAUUGCCUUAUUUGUGGGGUUUGUUUUCCCCUUCGUCGUCAUCACCAUCUGCUACGCCAUGAUCAUAAGGACCUUGCUGAAAAAUUCCAUGAAGAAGAACCAGGCCAACCGCAAGAAAGCCAUCUGGAUGAUCGUCAUCGUGACGGCCACCUUCCUGGUGAGCUUCACCCCCUACCACAUCCUACGUACGGUCCACCUCCACGUCCUGAGGCUGAAGAGCACCAGCUGUGAGAACGCCAUAUACCUCCAGAAAUCCGUGGUGGUGACCCUCCCCUUGGCAGCUGCCAACUGCUGCUUUGACCCACUUCUCUAUUUCUUCUCCGGGCGCAACUUUCGGAAGAGGUUGACCACGUUUAGGAAGGGUUCAUCCUCCAGCGUGUCGCAAGCCUUCAAGAAAAAGUUCUCCCUCAAAGAGAGAGAGGAGGAACCCUUUGGAGAAACGGAGAGGGAGAAUGGAAAGGCGGCCGUGGCCUCUUCGUAA